UUUCAUUCGUAAGGAGUCCAUCAGUUCCCUCACCAAGAAGGACAUCGACUUUUUUCGUGGAGGAAAGAGGACCUAAACGGUGCCUGCCUCGAAAUUCAAUGACGGAAUAACCCAAUGAGAGUAAUCUAUCAAACCCUAAUCAGCCUCAGCCAGCCCGGUUCUUUUUGCGGUGUAUGUGCACCUCGCCUAAACGGGAUUGAAGCCUAUGCGUAAGGAGGAUAAGCAUUUAAUUAUGAACUUGAACACUUUGAUAAAAGUAUGUGGAGCAAUGGCUGGGUGGUCAUCUAUCGGUUUACAAUGAUAUAAAGCACAUACCCGCAGCAUCUUGAUCAAUAGCCUAUCAUCUCCUGAAAUCUGCUCUUAGAAUAGGAAUACAAUUGUAUGAUUUGUUAACAGUCUAGCGUAUAUGGUCAGCAUGUGGACGCUCAUUUGUUCUGUUUUGAAAGAGACCCGUUCAUUCCUUGCCACUGGAAGGCAAACCGAAACCGCACCAUGGUUUGAUACUCCUUGAAUAGGCUACUCACCCCUGCAUAUACUUGCUACAGAAGGCUACGGCCCGGUGUUGGAAUUACAAUUGGAUUCAAAGAAAUUCUGUAAAACAAUCCAAUGGACAAUUACUCACAUCUACAACUGCAGUGUCUGGAGAUGACGACUAAGAGGAAGAUCAUUGGGCGCCUGGUGCCGUGCCGGUGCUUCCGGGGUGAGGAGGAGGUCAUCUCAGUGCUGGACUACUCCCACUGCAGCCUGCAGCAGGUGCCCAAGGAGAUCUUCAGCUUCGAGCGCACGCUGGAGGAGCUCUACUUGGACGCCAACCAGAUCGAGGAGCUGCCCAAGCAACUAUUUAACUGUCAGGCUCUCCGGAAGCUGAGCAUACCUGACAAUGACCUGUCAAACCUACCAACCACCAUAGCCAGCCUUGUAAACCUGAGGGAGUUAGACAUCAGUAAAAACGGUAUUCAAGAGUUCCCAGACAACAUUAAAUGCUGUAAAUGCCUAUCUGUUGUGGAGGCCAGUGUAAAUCCUAUUACCAAGCUCCCAGAGGGCUUCACCCAGCUCCUCAACCUGACACAGCUCUUCUUAAACGAUGCCUUUCUGGAAUACCUCCCCGCCAACUUUGGGAGACUUUCCAAGUUACGGAUCCUGGAACUGCGAGAGAACCACCUGAAAACGAUGCCAAAGUCAAUACACAGACUGUCACAGCUGGAGCGAUUAGACUUGGGAAGCAAUGAAUUCACUGAACUGCCUGAAGUCCUGGAGCAGAUCCAUAACCUAAAGGAGCUGUGGAUGGACAACAACUCACUGCAGACAAUACCUGGGUGUAUAGGGAAGCUGAGGCAUCUGCGCUACCUGGACCUGGCUAAAAACAGGAUUGAGAGCCUGGACACUGACAUCUCUGGCUGUGAGUCCCUGGAGGACCUCCUGCUCUCCUCCAACAUGCUGCAGCAUCUGCCUGACACCAUAGGAAUGUUGAAAAAGCUCACAACGUUGAAAGUCGAUGACAACCAGCUCACCUCACUGCCUAACACCAUUGGAAGUGGACGCGCCAAAUUAGGUUUAUCGCUUUUAGAGGAGUUUGACUGCAGCUGUAAUGAAUUGGAGUCCCUUCCCCCGACCAUUGGCUACCUGCACAACCUCCGCACGUUUUCUGCUGAUGAGAACUUCCUUGUUGAACUACCCAGGGAGAUUGGGAACUGUAAGAAUGUGACAGUCAUGUCGUUGCGCUCCAAUAAGCUGGAGUUUCUACCUGACGAGAUUGGGCAGAUGACCAAGCUACAUGUUCUCAAUUUAAGCGACAAUAGAUUAAAGAACCUUCCAUUCACUUUUACAAAACUAAAAGAUCUUGCUGCUCUUUGGCUAUCAGACAAUCAGUCCAAGGCCCUGAUCCCCCUCCAGACAGAGGCCCAUCCAGAGACCAAGCAGAGGGUCCUCACCAACUACAUGUUCCCUCAGCAACCACGACAUGAUGAGGACUACCAGUCAGACAGUGAUAGCUUUAACCCCACCUUAUGGGAGGAGCAGCGCCAGCAGAGGAUGACUGUAGCCUUCGAGUUCGAGGAGAAGAAGGAGGAGGAGGACAACUCUGGAAAAGUCAAGGUUGAGAUUAAUCUGAAGCGCUACCCUACACCGUACCCAGAGGAUCUGAAGAGCAUGGUGAAGUCAGUGCAGAACAUGGUGGGCAAGAACCAGCAUCCCCUCAGCACUGGUACUAACUCCUCUGGUACCAACAUGGAGUCACGAAAACAAGAACAGUAUGAGACCCCCUGGCCCAUGCCCCCCAAAGAGGUGAUGGAGAGAGAGAUGAAAGAGAGAGAAAGAGAGUUCAACAAGACUCAGAUGGCAGAGCAGGGCAUAAUCCACAACUCUGCCAUUGACAUCCCAAAGCGCAAGGACAAGGAGGAUCUGACUGAGAGCUCAGAGAUUUCUUUACAUCGCGUCGUUCCCAAGCUGCCACAGCCAGAGAAUACGUCAUCGGCCGUUACAGCUUCUUCCUGUUUCUGCCUCAUAGAUUCUAUGGGCGGCUCUCCGAAUGACAUCCGUAUCUCUGAUAUGAGGCCCACCCUGGUGGAACCGCCCAUGUACAAACCAAAAGUUGUAUUACUAGGGAAAGACAAGAAAGAAUCUAUAGAUGAGUCAGACCCAGAUAAGAUGCAUUGCCUGAACAACAGUGGCUCGUCAGCCACCUACUCAGACUACUCUCCGUCCCAGGGUUCUUCUGGCUCCUCCAACCCCCCGGGGAAUGUGGCCACCCUGCAGGCUGCUGGGAAGGAUGGAGGAGUGCCUCAACAACACUGGACCAACAGGCUGGCCCAGCAGUUCCCCAAGCCCAUUGAGACCAAGCCCUUACUGAGAGACCCCAGAGAGACCCCUCCCUCCAGCACACUGCAGCAGCGCAGCGAGCGACGCCCCCUCAGCGACACCUUUGACCAGUGGAACGACACCUCCCACUACGACAAUACAGGCUUCGUGUCUGAAGAGGCUCCUCUGGAGACCCCCAGUGGUAGCAGCAGUGGUAACCCCAUGCUGGGCUCAAAGUCCUGCAGCGCCUCCACCUCCCACGGGGGCCGCCGGCCCCUCAUGAGGCAGGAGCGCAUCGUGGGCAUCCCCCUGGAGUUGCAGGAUGCCCCUCACCAACACCAACACCCCUCCCACCAAUUCCAUAAUGUCCGCAACACGCCCGAAGCUGAAAUGCCUCAGCCUCCCACCCCCAACCCGUGGCAGAACUGGACGAGGACGCCCAGCCCCUUCGAGGACCGCACAGCUUUCCCCUCCAAACUGAGCUCCCCAUGCAACAGCCCCAAUCCUGACCGCAAGGACUUUGAGCAGGAGCUGCCGGGCACGUUCCCCUCCACAGGGACGUGGGGUUACUUAGACUCCAGAAACUCAGGGCAGGGGCAGGGGCGCAGCAGCCAGCAGGCCAACAUGUCCAACAUGUACCAACAUGUCGAAUCCAAGCCCACUAGACCAAGCUCUGGGGCCAUGGUGAUGAGCAAGAGCUCUGAGCGCCUCUUUCCCAUGAUGAAGGAGGUGAAGGCUAAGUUCAAGAAGUCCCAGAGUAUUGAUGAGAUAGACAUGGGCUCCUACAAGGUGUACAGCAUUCCCGUGGACACCUACAGCUCCAGCAUAGAGAACCAGGGGAGUGUUGACCGUGCAGACAUGCCAGCCCCCAUGGAGCAGAGCAUGUCCCGGAGCAAGUCUGCCCCCAUGCUGGACGAUGAUGAUGCCUACGGAACUAAUAGCCAGCAGCAGAAGCCUGCCAUCCCCAAGAAGGUCUACCACUUCGACCAGAGCUUCAACCCUCAGGGGGCUAUGGAUAUGAGGAAUCAGCAGCAGGAGAGGAGGGCCCCUCCGCCCUUCCCGAACACCCCUGAGUAUGUCAACCAUCCGGGGAAGACCCUGCCCAAGGAGCUGGUGAGCCCCAGGGGUUACCGGGGUUACCCUCCCAUGGACCAGAUGUUCUCCUACUCUCAGCCCUCAGUCAACGAGGAGAACCAGCCACCCCAGCAGCAGCAACCCUUCCCCAUUCCCAGUCAGCGCUCCCGGCCUGGGUUCCUGAGGCGGGCCGACUCCCUGGUCAGCUCCACAGAGCUGGCCCUGUUCCGCAGGGUUCAGGAGGCCCAGGAGAUGCAGCAGAAGUCGGACCACUAUGGCCGGCAGCACUUCAAAGGCAUGCUGGAGCACCAGAACAGUCUGGCCAGCAUGGCCCAGCAGGACCAACAGUACAACAAGAGGAAUGGCAGGUACGAGGAAGACUACUCCUCCUACCAGGAGCCCAAGAAGCCCAUCAUGGGCUACCCCACUAAGAGCCUGACACAGCGGCGGCCUCUGUCGGCCAGGAGUUACAGCACGGAGACGUUCGGGGCGUCCCAGGCCAGGCCUGUGUCUGCCAGACCCACCAUGGCUGCCCUGUUGGAGAAGAUGCCCCCAGAUUAUAAUCUGAGCACUUGCACUGAGAAUAUAAAGAGCCCUGAUGAGAUGAAAAUGCGCACCAUGCAGCUGCAGCAUAAGCCUGACGAUAUGUCCUCUAACAUGCCAGUAGACUGGAGGCAACAGCUGCUUAGACAUAUAGAGGCCAAACGAAUAGACCGGAGCGCUGUCCUUAAGCACAACACAGUAAACUUCGGCAUGCUGUGCUCUGGAGGCUAUGCUGCACCGCAUGCAAGCAGAAGCAUGACAAUAAACUUUUACAAUAACAUGAAUAAGCAUGAAAACCAAACAACACAGUGGCUACCUCUACCCAAUACCCCCUCUCAACAGAGCAAUAUAUUAGACAACGGCCAGGAGGUGGUCUCUCCCACUACUCAGUGGGCCCCCUACUCACUGGGCAGGAGAGACGUGCCCCCAGAAAACAUCAUGAAAAAGCUUCCUGACUCUUUGCCUAACGGGUUGAAUUACCCACAGGCAGGCGGCCACCACCCCCACCCCCACCAAUCACAGACCAUGAUCGUGACGUCCGCAUCGGCCACACCCCCACACCGCUCGGUGCGGGACCAGCAGUACGAGGGCGCCAUCAACAAGAUCUCCAUCCAGCAGUACCAGUCUCCUCUGCCCAUGGCCACCACCACCCGGCCCCAGAGCGCACGCUGCCUCAUACAGACCAAAGGCCAGAAGAGCAUGGACGACUUCCAGGAGCAGUUCUGUCUGCGGAUAGAGAAGAAUCCAGGUUUAGGGUUCAGCAUCUCAGGGGGAAUCAGUGGCCAAGGGAACCCCUUCAAGCCUUCUGACAUGGGUAUCUUUGUUACUAGGGUACAGCCUGAUGGACCGGCCUCCAACCUGCUACAGCCUGGGGACAAAAUACUGAAGGCCAAUGGACAUAGUUUUUUACACAUGGAACAUGAAACUGCUGUGUCUCUUCUGAAGAAUUUCCAGAAAACUGUGGACUUGGUAAUCUUAAGGGAGAGCACAAUUUAAAUAUUUUUUAUAACAUUAGUGCUUCUCACCCAAACGGGUUGUGGAAAUGUGUAAAACCGGUUUUUAUCUAGGAACAGUGACAUUUGCCGAUUGCUGGACCAAUGGCAAAUACUAGUGCCAAAUGUACUAUAGGAUACAUAUCUUAUAACCUAUCUAUUAAUUUUAUGUAAACAGGAAUUGUAUCUCUUGAGUUGAUGUGAACGAAAGUAAUUUUUGUCAUUCAGACUGAGGCUGUAGGUUGGAGCAAUUUUCUUAGUUUUUAUUUGGACAUUUUUUGCGUAUUUAUAUUGCCUUUUAUUUUGUACCUUUUUCAUUGUAGCUUCUCAUUUUACUCUCGAGCAUGAAAACACACUAGCUCUUUAGGAAUUACAUUCACCAUAAACACUGCCUCAACUUUGUAUAUGCCUUGGGUAAAUAUUUUCAUUUACAAUAAAGACAUGAACAGUAGCGAGAGGAAUGGUACAGAAAAUACAUUUUUUCAAUGUUCUUGAAUUGUUGAAAUUAAUUGUGUAAAAAAAAUCCUACCUUAAUACAUGGCCAAUUUAUCAACAGUAUAAAAAAUUAAAAAAUCAUUAUAGGUUUUCCCACUGGUUUAUUUCAUGAAUGUAUUAACACUAUAUUGAUCGUUAUUCCCAACCAGUCACUACAUUCUAUAAGGUAGAUUUUUGGUAGUUGCUCAAUAAUGUAUAUGUUUGCACAAAUGAGCUACAUUUUAAAAGUAGAGCAAUAUUCUAUCCCACAUCUGAAAGUAUUUUUGAUUACAAGACUACCCUAGAGGGCCAUCUGCUGGCUACAUUAUGUGUUUACACGUAUGUACUGUAAUUGCUCCAAGGAGUAUGUAAUGUCACAUACCUCCACAUUCAUCUCCUAAAGAAUUUACAUACAGAAAAGUUGUAACAUUGUUUCUCUUCUGUUUAUGUAUUUUAUUUAAUUUUUUUCGCACUGAUUUGAAGUGGUGUGAGUCAUUUUACUGAGCUUUUCAGCACCACUCUGUAGAACACAAAAUUACUUUUGAUGUCUUCAUUUUAAGCACAGUUUAUUAUGAGAAUGUGCUAUUGGAAAAGUAUUCAUGUGAGAAUUAUGUAUAAUUUUUUAAACAAUGCUACUGACCAGAAUAGCCAUUUCACUUUGUUCCAUUUCUGGAUGGAUGUUCAUUUUAAGUUCUGAUGUUACAGCAUGCUUUCAUGUUUAUAAUGAUCUUUGGAUCUAUUUUUGGGAUACAUUCUCUGUGUUCAAAUUUUAGGGUCUCUCUCAUAAAUACAUUUCUCUCAUUGCAAACCGGUGAGGUUUGCAAAGAGACAAAUUUUUACAUUGUGACAUUUGAUGCCAUUUUAUUACAAUCAAAAACAUACACCUUAUGAGCCCUAACAAUGUUUCAUAACUAUUUUUGUCAAAUGUAGCAUCAAUUGUGACAUUCUUGAGCAAAACCAAGCACCUAUAACCCUAUGGAGGGACCCUGGUUGAAUUGAAUUUGUGCCAAGCUAAGCUGGUAUGUGGUACUUCAAUAUCCAGUCAAUUAUGAGUUAAAAUGUUCAAGAUAUUGUGAGAUAAUAUAAUUAUUUUUAAUAAAUGUUUUCAGGUUAUUAUUCAUAAUUUAUUGAUAUACCUUAGCUUUGCUCAAAUUGCGCGAUUUUAUAAGGACAAUGAAAAAGUAUGGAUGAAGUACUUAUGACUUGGAGAAUAAAAGCUGUACUAUCAAAUGUAUAAAACAUAUUUCUACAGUAAUUGUGAAUUUGUGUUAUACAAAUAUAUUAUAUAUGAAUAUAAAAAUGGUCAUUUUUGUAUAUGUUUAAAAUACAAUUAAAUAUUUAAAAAAGCGAAUAUAUGGUACUAUUCAGUCUAAUUGCAGUGUUGAUGUAAAUAAUUGUGACUGAAAACACAUUGAGAUAAUUUAUUCCUAUAGAUUGUGAAUGUACUCCAAGAUUUUGCAGUAUGAAGACUAACUGGACUUGAAUGCUGCUUCAUUUUUUGUGCUAAAAGUAAUUUUAACUAUUGAAAGAGAAUUAUUCUGUUUAGUUGGACAAAUUUAGUGACACUUUAUUAUACUAUUUAUUUGCACAUGCAAGUUUAAUCCUUCCAUUUCUUUUUAUGUAUUAACACAAAGACGUAAUUGUUGAAGUGUAU
Coregonus clupeaformis (lake whitefish) is the source of this 7533-nucleotide messenger RNA. Its product is annotated as leucine-rich repeat-containing protein 7-like. Gene Ontology annotation, molecular function: protein binding. NCBI's taxonomy places the organism in Eukaryota, Metazoa, Chordata, Actinopteri, Salmoniformes, Salmonidae. Gene Ontology annotation, cellular component: adherens junction; postsynaptic density; postsynaptic membrane. Gene Ontology annotation, biological process: neurotransmitter receptor transport postsynaptic membrane to endosome; neurotransmitter receptor transport, endosome to postsynaptic membrane. The record is from RefSeq and is a predicted model, not a curated record. The transcript is spliced from 28 exons. The coding region runs from base 607 to 5409 and encodes 1600 amino acids.